ACGAGUCUGCACACUGGACCCACUCCUUCAGCUUCCUUCUCCUCCUUCUCCUCGCUCGUAUCUCAGACAUUCACAUAUCUACAUUGCCUUUGAAGGUUAGACGAGAAGCUCAAGAUGUCGUUAAAGGUGCCAAAAGCAAAUAAUAUGCAGCUCUUCAAAGACGGCUACAAGGUCAGCUCAGGCAUCGAGGAUGCCGUUCUUCGGAACAUCCAAGCCGUCGCAGAGCUGUCUGACCUUGUCCGAACGAGCUUCGGGCCAAAUGGGCGCAACAAGCUUGUGGUGAACCAUCUCGGUCGACUUUUCGUGACAUCCGAUGCCGCAACCAUCAUCCGCGAGAUCGAGGUUGUACAUCCGGCGGCGAAGCUACUGGUCAUGGCCUCGCAGGCGCAAGAGUCUGAGAUGGGCGACUCAACGAACAUGGUGUUGAUCCUUGCGGGCGAGCUGUUGAAGAAAGCCGAACACCUGCUCAUCAUGGGUCUGCACCCGAGCGAGAUCGUGAAGGGUUACGAGCUUGCGUGCAUAAAGGCAUUGGCAGAACUCGAGAACCUCCCAACGCGCUCACUGGAAACGCCACCGUCACAGUCGGGCCUAGCCGCAGCACUCAAGCCGGCGAUCGCGUCAAAACAAUACGGGUACGAGGACACGCUCGCAGCGCUAGUCGCUGAGGCGGCCCUGGCAGUCAUGCCCCCGAACCCAAAGAACUUCAACGUCGACAAUGUUCGGGUCGUCAAGAUCAUGGGCGGCAGCCUUGCCGGCAGCCAGGUUGUGCGUGGUAUGGUGUUUGGACGGCAACCGGAGGGCAUGGUUACAAAAGUGAAGAAGUCAAAGGUUGCGGUCUUCACGUGUGGGUUGGAUAUUGCACAGACAGAGACGAAAGGCACUGUGCUGCUUAAAAAUGCGGAGGAGAUGCUCAACUUCACUUCGGGAGAGGAGAAGCACCUCGAAAGGAUCUUCCAAGAAAUCGCCGACUCUGGCGUGAAGGUCAUCGUUGCCGGCUCGACCAUCGGCGAGCUCGCCCUCCACUACCUCAACCGCCUGGACAUUGCCGUCCUCAGGGUCCUCUCCAAGUUUGACCUCCGCCGGCUCUGCCGCGUCGUCAACGCGACGCCGCUCGCGCGGAUGGGCGCGCCCACCGCCGAGGAGGCCGGCUACGUCGACGUGUUUGAGUGCAUCGAAAUUGGCGGCGACCGCGUCACCGUGCUCCGCCAGCUCACACCGGACGACCCGGACUUCGACCCCACCACCCCCGGCGAGAAGACUCGCACGGCGACGAUCGUGCUCCGGGGCGCGACCGCGAACCGGCUGGACGACCUCGAGCGCGCGGUGGACGACGGCGUGAACGUCAUCAAGGCGCUCCUCAAGGAUGCGAGGCUCGUCCCUGGGGCGGGUGCGACGGAGCUCGAGCUCGCGCGGCGCGUGGAGACGUAUGGUGCGGGCUUGAAGGGCCUCUCGCAGCACGGGGUUCGCAGAUGGGCAAGUGCACUCGAAGUCGUGCCGCGGACCCUUGCGGAGAAUGCCUUCGGCGGCGCGGAGGGCAACGAAAUCGUCAGCCGCCUCUGGGCCAAGCACGAGGGUGCUAAUGGGGAGUCCUGGGGAGUCGAUGUCGAGAUGGAGACCGACGGCACGCUGAACUCAAGCGAGCACGGGAUCUACGACUCGUUGGCUGCGAAGACCUGGGCGAUUAAGCUCGCGACGGAAGCAGCGGUCUCGGUGCUCAGCGUCGACAGCAUCAUCAUGAGCAAGCCUGCCGGAGGGCCGAAGAUACCGCAGCAGGCGGGCAAUUGGGACGAAGAUGACUGAGAACGCAACAAAGAGUAGAAAUACCUAAUAUACUGUACAAUUGCAUCUGCUUUGACCUGAACUUAGUGAGCGAUGAGUGCAUCUCUGAC
This is a messenger RNA of Fomitopsis serialis, 1889 nucleotides long. Its product is annotated as T-complex protein 1. Gene Ontology annotation, molecular function: ATP binding; ATP hydrolysis activity; ATP-dependent protein folding chaperone. Bases 115 to 1800 code for a protein of 561 amino acids. Gene Ontology annotation, cellular component: chaperonin-containing T-complex. Gene Ontology annotation, biological process: protein folding. The record is from RefSeq and is a predicted model, not a curated record. The transcript has 7 exons. Lineage: Eukaryota; Fungi; Basidiomycota; Agaricomycetes; Polyporales; Fomitopsidaceae.